AGCUGAGUGGAAGUCGGACUCGCCUUCACAAAUAGCACGUGCGUUGAGUUAUUUGACUCGCCCAGGAAGCAGUCUUGACUCGGAGCUCCGCCGGUCCCAAAUCCAGCCCUAGAUAUUUGCGAGCUGAAGAAGGGGGAAAUCUGUCGCUCUUCAUCAUUUCGAUUGCGAUCGAGUGCCCCAACAGUGGAAAAAUCCAAACCCUACUCCCUUUCAAGUUCAGCUGAGUAAUCCUCCCCAAAUUUUCUGGAGUUUUGAACUGUCCAUGGUCAUUUAGAUUUAUUUUUUGAGUGGUAGUGAUCAUACCUGAUUUUGUGAUCGAGUAUUUCGAGUUUGAGAUGCCUCCGCAGAGGCAGGUACCCCGUGUGGACACUUUGGACCUUAAGAUACAGAUAAUCAAGAAACUCGGUCGUCAGAAAGCUGAGAAGUAUUUCUUCAACUUGAGAAGAUUGCUGAAUCUGAAGCUUAGUAAAAUGGAGUUUGACAAAUUCUGUUUCAGUAUCAUGGGGAAGGAAAAUGUCCGAUUGCAUAACUUGUUCAUCCGUUCAAUACUAAGCAACGCUUGUUUCUCUCAUGGUCCACCCAGUAGUCAUGCAGUAACCGGUAAUUCUAGGAGUACUAUAACAUCAAAUGGUCAGUUCAGUGACAUUUUGCCAUUAUCGCCUCGAAAAGGCAGGUCCAUUACUAGCCGGGAUCGCAGGCUUAAUGACCGCCCAAGUCCUCUUGGCCCCCAUGGUAAGAUUCCAUCUGGAAAUGUAAUGGAAAUCACCAAUUCAUGUGAUGUUCAAAGGUCAAGAGAGCAGCAAAGUGCUCCUGAGUUGAUAUCUAUUGGUAGCAAAGCUUUGUUGGAAGUUGUUUCUGUGGAAGAUGGAGAGGAGGUAGAGCAGGUGAGAGGCAGUCCGAGUGUCCAAAGUAGACCAAGCGUCCAAAGUAGAAGCCCUAUACGUGCUCCCUUAGGUAUUGGCGCCAAUUAUAAAGCUCUCACUAGUGGUCACGCUACACUUUUACGACCUGCCAAGUCCGACAAACAUGAGUGUUGUCGAAUCAGUUCCGUGCUACCAGAUGUGCUGUCUUUGAAGAGGCGUUUGGAGCAUAAGUUGGAAACUCAGGGACUUGCUUUGUCGGUAGAUUGUAUUAAUUUGUUAAACCAUGGAUUGGAUGUUUAUUUAAAGAAGAUGAUCAAGCCAUGCCUGGAGCUAGCUAGGUCAAGGUCUGGAAAUAAUAAUUUGUGCGGGACAAGAAGCAACUUUCACCAUGGACUUAAUAGCUCAUGGCAUGGGGAAGAUGUGCGAAACUCCAGUCAGUUCUAUUCUGCAUCAAUAUCUGAUUUUAAGGUGGCAAUGCAAUCCAGUCCUCGCCUACUUGGAGUAGAUUGGCCUGUACAGCUUGAGAAGAUAUGCGUAUAUUCUUCAGAGGAAUAAGCUAUGCCUUACACUUGGUUACACCUUCGAUAUGUAAUGCCAAGUCCUCUAAAUAAGCAGGGAAUGAUGGUUUUGUAACUUUAGCUAAAUCAUUUCUCUUACUGCUUAUCUAAAAUAAUCAUAAUGUUCAACAGAAGGUUGAAUAUGUCCCUAGGUCCAAUGGCCGUCAUGCACAACCUCUCUCAAGAGUUUUGGCUUGCCAUAGUUGAUAAUUUCAAUUAAGGAGAAUAACUUCAUUUACCUUGCAAAGUGAGGAUAUGGUGUCGUGGUUGUGUCUUGUUGAAGCAGGUGCAUUCUUGAAAGGGUUUGAGCUCUACCAUUACAUUAUUUUCUUCUUGACACAAUUAUUAUGUAUCCAGUUUAUUUUCAACAUUAAAGCUGAUUUAGUUUUGAAGAGCAUUUUUUUAUAUGUCAACAGCUUGUAAAUAAAUAAUGAAAAUAGAUUUUUAGUGCUUUGUUUCACUCCAUA
This is a messenger RNA of Phalaenopsis equestris, 1887 nucleotides long. RefSeq lists its product as uncharacterized. Gene Ontology annotation, cellular component: SAGA complex. The transcript has 2 exons. Gene Ontology annotation, biological process: regulation of transcription by RNA polymerase II. Gene Ontology annotation, molecular function: transcription coactivator activity. The record is from RefSeq and is a predicted model, not a curated record. The coding region runs from base 336 to 1418 and encodes 360 amino acids. Lineage: Eukaryota; Viridiplantae; Streptophyta; Magnoliopsida; Asparagales; Orchidaceae.